AUGGAAAAUGACUCUGCGACGCCUACACUGACCAGGGUGCCGAACGGCCAGACAGUUGCGCCUGGACAGAUCGUUGUCGGGAAUCCUGUCAGCCCAACGCUGACGAAGGCUGAGAAGGCAGAAACGGACAACGACGACGAGAGCAUGUCUUGGCAUGUGGCUGGUUUACUACGCAAUACGUUCCUGUUGUUGCAUCUUGGCUAUCUCUUUGUCGGGGCAGUGUUGACGCUAGAAAUUGUUCGAGACGUCGACCUCGGUGACUUGGAGAUUGAAUACACCCUACCAAUUCGAGUCGGUCUUGUAUACCUAUUGAUCGUUGCGGGCGUUGUCCUCGAGUUGCAUCUGGUAAAGAGACUCGUGUUUGGAAAGACCGUCAUUGAGAAGUUCUCUCUUCGAACGUUUCGCGGCGUAACGUUUCAUCACAUGCAAGUCAUUGUUGAGUUGGUGGAGUUGGUAACUAUGCCGUUGAUUGGCGGUCUUUUCCCGUUGACGUUGCAUUACAAGCUACUCGGGGCAAACAUUGGCGACUGUACGUCUGUUUUCAUUGACAUGUUUGGUUUCGUCGACCCGGGAGACGCGGAAAACACAACCAUUGGCAAUUUUGCGGUCGUCGACGAGGCAAGUCAUUGCGUGGCACAUCGGGUCGACCGCGGUACUCUCAACCACGGCACCGUGUAUCUUGGUGCUGGGGCUGUGCUCCAUCCCGGCGCCGUUCUAAUGCUUGGAUCUAUGGGUGCCGGAUCUCAGCUCCUCCCCCUUUCGAAGACGUUACGAGAACAAACCAUUGAAGACCACGAACUUCUCAUUGGUUUGCCUGCUGUACAUGCUCAAAAGUUCACCGGUAGUGGAGACCACAAUGACGCAGCGUUGUUGGCUUAG
Molecule: messenger RNA, 879 nt
Organism: Seminavis robusta
Lineage: Eukaryota; Bacillariophyta; Bacillariophyceae; Naviculales; Naviculaceae
Source: the annotation of a GenBank genome assembly